This is a messenger RNA of Hyla sarda, 5511 nucleotides long. It is a transcript of the gene SLC7A2, whose product is annotated as solute carrier family 7 member 2. The coding region runs from base 301 to 2277 and encodes 658 amino acids. Gene Ontology annotation, molecular function: amino acid transmembrane transporter activity. Gene Ontology annotation, cellular component: plasma membrane. The transcript is spliced from 12 exons. NCBI's taxonomy places the organism in Eukaryota, Metazoa, Chordata, Amphibia, Anura, Hylidae. Gene Ontology annotation, biological process: transmembrane transport; amino acid transport. The record is from RefSeq and is a predicted model, not a curated record.
CCAAGAGCCAAAGACACACAAGGCGGAUCCCUGUGCAGCUCAUUGCCAUUGGUGUGAGUGUGCUCAGUAAGUGAGUGCGCCUCCCUCUCCCCCACCUCCAACUUUCCAUGCUGUCUGUCAGAUACUCGACACCCCUGUAGCUGUAUAUUCUGUGUGCAGACCCUGUGUAAUGUGGUGCCUGGCUCCUGCUAGAUCAAGCUGCUACAUUUAAUCCCUGCAAGACUCCUAUAGUGCAAAGACAGACAGAACAGAAGACUUGGGCAAGAGGAGGAAACUCUCUAAACUAAAGAAGAAGCCAUCAUGGUUCCCUGUGGACCAGCUUUAUCAGUCGUUCGAAGUUUACUUAGAAGGAAGAUUGUAACAUUAGACAGUCUUGAAGACUCCAAGCUAUGUCGCUGCCUUUCGACUGUGGACCUCAUCGCUCUGGGAGUUGGAAGCACUCUUGGAGCCGGAGUCUAUGUUCUUGCUGGAGAAGUGGCAAAGUCAAACUCUGGACCGAGCAUUGUCAUUUCCUUCCUUAUUGCAGCACUGGCAUCUGUAAUGGCAGGCCUCUGCUAUGCUGAGUUUGGAGCCCGGGUGCCAAAAACUGGAUCAGCUUACUUAUACACAUAUGUCACAGUUGGGGAACUCUGGGCAUUUAUUACAGGCUGGAAUCUUAUUCUAUCUUAUGUCAUAGGUACCUCCAGUGUGGCACGGGCAUGGAGUGGCACAUUUGAUGAACUUUUAGGGAAGCAGAUUGGUGAAUUUUUUAGAACAUAUUUCAGGAUGAAUUCACCUGGACUGGCUGAAUAUCCUGAUUUUUUUGCAGUGUGUCUCAUAUUGCUUUUAUCAGGGUUAUUAUCCUUUGGAGUAAAGGAAUCAGCCUGGGUGAAUAAGGUGUUCACAGCAGUCAAUGUUUUGGUCCUCUUGUUUGUAAUGAUUGCUGGAUUUGUGAAAGGAGAUGUACAAAACUGGAAGAUAUCCGAGUCCUUCCUUCAAAAUAUCUCCGCUCCACCUGGAAACUAUGUGUCAUAUGAAAAUGUGACUAGUAAACAUGGAGCUGGAGGCUUCAUGCCAUAUGGCAUGACUGGGAUGCUGGCUGGCGCAGCUACUUGCUUCUAUGCCUUCGUUGGGUUUGACUGCAUUGCAACAACCGGAGAGGAAGUGCGGAAUCCACAAAGAGCAAUACCCAUUGGAAUCGUGACCUCCUUGCUGGUGUGUUUCAUGGCGUAUUUCGGUGUGUCAGCAGCCCUGACCUUAAUGAUGCCUUACUACCUGUUAGAUGAGAAGAGUCCUCUUCCUGUUGCCUUCCAGUAUGUUGGCUGGGGCCCUGCUAAAUAUGUGGUGGCUGUUGGGUCCCUUUGUGCGCUGUCAACCAGCCUGCUGGGCUCUAUGUUUCCUCUCCCCCGAAUUCUGUUUGCCAUGGCAAGAGACGGUUUACUAUUUAGAUUUCUUUCCAACGUGAGUGAACGGCAGUCGCCAGUUGCUGCCACACUGACAGCUGGUGUGAUCUCUGCUAUAAUGGCGUUUCUGUUUGACCUGAAAGCUCUGGUUGACAUGAUGUCCAUUGGAACACUCCUGGCCUACUCCCUUGUGGCAGCCUGUGUCCUCAUCCUCCGGUACCAGCCUGGCCUUGGUUAUGAGAAGCCUAAAUGUGUUCCAGAUAAAGAAAUGCUGUCUGCGUCAGAGAGAGAGUCAAUGAUGAAUGAAUCCCAAAUUAUUAUCCUACAAGAACAGGGAUUUAGCUUUCGCUCCCUUCUGUAUCCCCCCAGCCUACCAACAGAACAGUCCGCUUCUGUGGUUAGCCUACUCGUGGGACUUUUAGCCAUUAUAAUUUGCGCACUUAGUGUUCUUACAACCUAUGCAGUCCAAGCCAUAGCAAAUCUGGAGAUGUGGAGUAUCGCACUUCUUAUUGUAUUCAUCAUACUCAUCUUUUCGAUCAUUUUCGUCAUCUGGAAACAACCUCAGAACCAGCAUAAAGUUGUUUUUAUGGUUCCACUACUACCAUUUCUGCCUGUUUUUAGUGUCUUAGUAAAUGUUUACUUAAUGGUGCAGCUUAGUGGGGACACGUGGAUAAGAUUUAGUGUUUGGAUGGCUCUAGGAUUUGUAAUUUACUUUGCCUAUGGCAUAAGAAACAGUGUUGAAGGCAAACUCAAAAAACACAAAGAUGAGGAAGAUGAAGACAGUAACUCAGACAACAGUGGAGUGGAGGAGAAAAUGCCAGGAAAGGAAAAUGAAGAGGAAAACGCAAAAGAAAGUGACCAUUUUAUUUUACACGAAAGGACAAGUGAAUGCUAGUGAUACUUGGCACGGAAGAUGUAUAUGCAUCCUUCAAUCAAGCUGCACACUGUACCUGCAUUAGGUUAUUUGAUCCGAUAUUUGAAAUUAAAUGUAUUGUGUGCAAUGUUAUGGAUUGCCAAAAGAUCAGAGUACGAUAAAGUUCUGCUGUAUGGAUCCAUGUGUUCUCCCAAAAACAACUUUUUAGAUUUUCCAUGUCUACUAAAAAAGUGAGAGGGGUUUGACGCCUUGCUGCUAAACUGCUUUAUUUUGUAUCUAAAUGUCUUAAGAUGUACAGUAUAUGCUUCUCAGUGAAUGUCCAAUCAGAACCUCAACCUGAAACCUUUUUCUUUCAAUUGGGCAAUAGGCCGUAUUCCUGAAUAGUAUUUAAUUGUCACUAAAAUAGACAAUGUCGUUUUUUUUCGUUGUUUUUUUUUUCCGUAGUUUUCUUCAUAUUUUUAAACAAUGACAGUCAUGAGAUCAGCAGUCAUUUCUUGAGAGAGCUUCUCAGUGGACACAGUGUCUUAAUCUAACAUGGCUAUGGCAAAAUUCAAUCUUUGAGCUCAAUGGUCAAGUGACCUAGGAAAGAUCUACAACAAACAAAAACUAUUAACAUCAAAUUUUUUUUUACUAACAGGAAAGCAUUAAUAUAAUUAAGAUGAUCCCUGUUUGGAUAGCCAUAAAAGACUGUCAGAUUGUCCUGUGAGGAUCAACCUCCCAGAAUGCAUUUCUUAUAACUGUAUAUUCAUGUUGUUUAUCUUUUUUAUAUUGUAAGUAAUGAGUCAUUUAAAAGAAAAAAGAGAGGUGUAAAAAUAACUUUAUGUACUGAGUGUGAGUCUGCAAUUUUCCGAAGAAGCCAGCAAGAGCUUUCUUGAAAGGCUAUGAACACCUUUGCAAUGACUUUUUUUUACUGUUGAUUUGUUUCCUCAAUGCAAAAAGCAGCGACUUUCGACAUAGUCUUCAUUAGAAAUCUCCUAACCUUCUUAUCAAAGAUAACAGCAGGGAGGAGGUUGCACACCAACUUAUUUAGUAGACAGGGGGAAGAGAACACUUGUAGGAAAACUUACACAUGUUGGAAAGUGACGGCGGAGCAGAUACAAGGCAUUCUCAUUGGGAAAAUGAUAAAGGCUGUGUAAAAGUAUGAAGAGAAAAUAGAGCUCAUACAGCACAAUUUAAAGGUUUUAGAAGAAAAAGUUUUUUUUUUUUAAAUACCUAUAGAAUAAAACAUUUCUGCACCAUAAUAAGUGCAUAACAAGAAGAAAAAAAAUACUUUUCAAAAGGUGUCCAAAGCCUUUAAGAAGUUUAAUCUUUACUAUUAUUUAAAAAAAAUAUUGUAACAUGUCAAACAGAAAGGCGGGGAGAGAAGUACUCAGCUGAGUGCUUCUCGUUACUCAUUCUAGCAGUGGGUGGGAGUCUGAACACCUACACCCCGACCAAAAAAAAUUUGACAUGUUGUUAUUGUAAUUGGCUGACACGGUUUGCAGGAUGUAUGUGCACUACAUUGUUUGAGAAUGUUACAUAAUGUUCUUAUGAUCGGAUUAUCCCUGGUUACACAAUGCAGUUUUCAGUCUGUAUUUUGGACCAGACAAUGACAGAUACACCAUCAUUCUGGUACAGAAUAUGCGAAUUGCCUGGCCUACAUGCAAUGCACCAAAUUUGUUUUGUGCUCCAGACACUUUUUGCACCUCAUUACAUACUUUCCAGAGGUGUCUAGUAAAGGGGUGUCUAAGUGGAAUCCUAAAAUGUGCCAAAUGUAUUAAAGACUAGAAAGUCUCGAUAACGGGUGGUCUUCUCAAGGGCACAGUCUUUUGAAAAAGUUUCACUGUAUAUUUAUUUUUAACCAUGUAAACAGGACACAAAUUCCUUUUACCAUUUGGCCACCCACUUCACAAUGAUUUUGAACACUGGUUAAAGGUGGAACAUUGGAACAGUACUAAAAAAGCUCAGGGUUAUUCAAUGUUUGGAUAGACAUGUUUGAAACAGAUGAGUCCAUAAUCUGAAAUUGUACACAGAAGAGCAAGCAACAUACUUCUGUGCAUUUUAGUAUUCCCUUAACUAAGAGAUCUUAAUGUAAUAAUUUUAUUUACAAUUGAUUUCUAUAUUUGUUACUUUUGCAAAGUCAUAUUUUAUAAAAUAAUUCUUAACUACCUUUUAAGGUCAUUGCUUUAUACAUUGUAAACAUUUUUGUUCUAGCUAAAAAAAAAAAAAAACACUGACCCCAUAAACUGAAACUAUUACUUUACAUAGUAAAGGCAGCCAUUUUGAACCAGGCCCUUGAAACCUAUUACUGUUCACAAAGAGCAUUAAGAGCACAAAGAGCAUUAUUCCACGCUCCUGCCCAUUUCUCCUUUUGUCUCCAUUACUUUUUAUUUAGAAGCUGCAUUAUGUCUCCUGCAGCAUUGAAGGGCAGUUUGAUAUUUAGCAAAUCCCCAUUGGCCUCUUCUGUAUUUAUAGCUAGAUGUUCUCAUAAAGUGGUCAGUCAGACAGGGAGUCAGUGGUUGCUAAGCAAUCUAAAGUACAAUACCCUGGUUAAUGCUCUGAAAGUGUCGCAAGCUGAUGUAUGGAGUUUGAAUUUUGUGUAUUCACUUACUGCAACAGGUUUCGGCUUUAAAUUCAUGACUCACUUCAACUGACAUUGAAGUGACCUUAAGCAAUGUAAGUGGUGGAUACUGAAUAAGAGUUGAGAACCCAUGACCUUACGUAUUCAGUGGUCAGCAAUGGACAACAUAUGUUGUCUCUUAGUGUUUCAUAUUGUUUGGUCAUACUGUCCUAAUGUAUUGUGAAUUUUGUUAUUAUGUUGUACAGUAGAUAGUAUUAUUUACAAAGUAGUUAAAUACUACCAGAAAAAAACUAAAAUCUCAGCACAAUAAAAUAAACACUGUGUUGGCAAAUGCCGUACUGCCGGUAUAAAGAGUUUUCUGAUAGUUAUCUAGUGGUCUAUAUAAAGUAUCUAUACAUAUGUCUCUACAUUUAUCCAUAGUAGUCUAACACUGUUACACUAAUAGCCCUUAGCACUAAUUCUCACAUUUCAAAAGUUUUCAUAACUCGGUAUAUUUUGUAUUUUAUACAGUUUGCUAAGACUGUAAGAGCUAUGCUUUUCUACUAUAAUAAAACCAGGGUUUAUCUUUUUGUAUAAAUUUGUAUAUUUGUUCUUUUUCUUAUACUGAAAGUAUUACUUUUAUUUUCUUCUUUGUUGAUAUAUGGAAUAAUAGCAAUUUAAAGUGUAGUGUACAGAAAUAAAUAUAUUAAAUAUAC